Molecule: messenger RNA, 9914 nt
Organism: Labrus bergylta (ballan wrasse)
Lineage: Eukaryota; Metazoa; Chordata; Actinopteri; Labriformes; Labridae
Source: RefSeq, a predicted model, not a curated record
UCUCUGCCUGUCCAUCAGUCUUUCUGUGUAUGCAGCUGAACAGCAGCAUGCCUGUAUGUUUACCGGCAGCACAAGCAGAAGCAUUAUGGAAGUGAAAGAGCGACGUCCAUACUGCUCUCUCUCCAAGAGCCGCAAGGACAAAGAGGGGCCGUACACAGGUUCAUCAGGGGACAGUGAGGACUGUGCCAUCAGCUCUCAGGGGCUCCGGGUCCCCACUCAGAAGUCCUACUCGUCCAGUGAGACCCUGAAGGCCUUCGACCAGCACCAGGACCAGACCAGGUUACUGUACGGGACGACUAAGGGACACAAGGAGAUGGUUCACCGUGAACAGGAUGAUUACAACAGACAAGGUCAGCACUUCAGUCUCCGUCAGCUGGGAAUCUGCGAGCCGCCGUCCCGCCGCGGCCUGGCCUUCUGCUCCGAGAUGGGCCUCCCCCACCGCGGCUUCUCUGUUGGAACGGGCCAGGACCUGGAUGCCGACAGUCAGGCUGUGAUGUCACCGGAGCGCGCCAUGAGGCUGUGGGGCCGCGGGGGUCUGGGUAAAUCCUCCGGGAGGAGUUCCUGCCUGUCCAGCCGCUCCAACUCAGUGCUCACUCUGACCGACACGGAGCACGAGAACAAGUCGGACAGCGACAACGAGCAACCAUCCAAUCACCACGGCCCCACCCUGCCUCCGGUACCUCCCCCUCACCGCCAGCAGCCCUCCAUUACAGCUCUCAACCAAUCCCUGGGCACCACACACCACGCUGGCCAAUCCCUGAAUUCACGGCAGCUCACCCCUCCCAUUGGAAACCCGGCCCCCGUGGCCGGCCAAUCACCAGCCGAGCUGCAGACCACGCCCCCCGAGAGCGUCCCGCUGCAAGACAGCUGGGUGCUGGGUAGCAAUGUGCCUCUGGAAACAAGGCACUUCCUCUUUAAGACAGGCACAGGCACCACCCCCCUCUUUUCCACGGCAACACCUGGCUACACCAUGGCAACAGGCUCCGUGUACUCCCCGCCCACCAGGCCCCUGCCGAGGAACACGCUGUCCCGCUCCGCCUUCAAAUUCAAGAAAUCCUCCAAGUACUGCUCAUGGAGGUGUACAGCCCUCAGUGCUGUAGGACUGUCUGUGCUGCUCUCUGUGCUGCUCUGUUACUGCAUAGCGAUGCACCUGUUCGGUCUGAACUGGCAGCUCCAGGAGAGUGAGGGAUACGGGGCGUUUGAAAACGGAGGAGGGGGGCGAGAUACGACCCCCAACACCUUCAUGGUGUCCACAGACAACGGUAAAAUGUUUCUUCUAGAGAACAACACCAUCGAUACAGGAGAGGUGGAUGUGGGCAGACGAGCGCUACAAGACGUCCCACCAGGCGUGUUUUGGAGGUCCCAGCUGUACAUCGACCAGCCGCAGUUCUUAAAAUUCAACAUCUCCGUCCAGAGAGACGCUCUUGUUGGGGUGUAUGGACGCAAAGGAAUACCGCCCUCACACACACAGUACGACUUUGUGGAGCUGCUGGACGGUAGUCGCCUUAUUUCCAAAGAAAAACGAGCGCUCAGCGACAGCGAUGCAGGACACACAAACGAGGAGGAGUCUGCAGGAGGAGCAGCCAGACACAUACGCUCAGUAAACGUGCACGAGGCCGGCUUCAUUCAGUACCUGGACACGGGGAUCUGGCACAUGGCGUUUUACAACGACGGACGCAACACGGAACAAGUGUCUUAUAACACCAUCGUCAUAGAGUCGAUUAUGGAGUGCCCUCAGAAUUGUCAUGGAAACGGAGAUUGUCUCUCAGGAGUGUGCCACUGUUUCCCCGGCUUUCUUGGGCCUGACUGCUCGCGAGCUUCCUGCCCGGUGCUGUGCAGCGGUAACGGUCAGUACUCGCGCGGACGCUGCCAGUGCUACAGCGGCUGGAAAGGCACCGAGUGCGACGUUCCAGCCAACCAGUGCAUCGACAUCCACUGCGGAGGACACGGCAUCUGCAUCAUCGGUGCCUGCAUCUGCAACACCGGGUACAAGGGCGAGAACUGUGAGGAAGUGGACUGCAUUGACCCCAGUUGUUCUGCACAUGGCGUGUGUAUCCACGGCGAGUGCCACUGUCAGCCCGGCUGGGGCGGAGCCAGCUGUGAGAUCGCCAAGGCCAUGUGUCCAGACCAGUGCUCAGGUCACGGCACCCACAACGCAGAGACCAACACCUGUACCUGCGACCAGAACUGGACUGGGCCUGACUGCUCUCUGGAGGUGUGCGAGGUGGACUGCGGCAACCACGGCGUCUGCUAUGGCGGUGUGUGUCGUUGUGAGGAGGGCUGGACGGGAACCUUGUGCGACCAGAAGGCCUGUCACCCGAUGUGCACCAAGAACGGUGUUUGCAAGGAGGGCAAGUGUGAGUGUGACCAGGGCUGGACCGGAGAGCACUGCAAUAUCGCUCACAACCCGGACAUUAGAGUAAAAGGAUAUAAAGAGGGUUGUCCAGGUCUCUGCAACAACAAUGGUCGCUGCACCCUGGAGGCUAGUGGCUGGCACUGCAUCUGCCAAUCAGGAUGGAGAGGGGCCGGGUGUCACGUAGCCAUGGAAACGCUUUGCACGGACGGCAAGGACAACGAAGGAGAUGGGCUGGCGGACUGUAUGGAUCCAGACUGCUGCCUGCAGCCGUCCUGUCAGAACCAGCAGUACUGCAAAGGAUCACCUGACCCGGGGGAGGUGCUCAGCCUAUCCCCGUCCUCGCUGGCUCCUCAACAGGCUGCUCGGUCUUUCUACCAGCGUAUUCACUUCCUGCUGGGUCCUGAAUCCACUCAGGUCGUCACUGAGGAGAGUCCCUUCAAUAAAAGCCUGGUGUCCAUAAUUCGAGGUCAGGUGUUGACGGCAGACGGGACGCCUCUGAUCGGAGUCAACGUGACGUUUGUUCACUAUCCUGAACACGGAUACACUGUGACACGCAAGGACGGCAUGUUCGACCUCCUCGCCAACGGUGGAGCGUCCCUCACGUUAAGUUUCGAGCGCGCUCCGUUCCUCACCCAGUACAGGACCGUGUGGGUGCCGUGGAACGUCUUCUACGUGAUGGACACGUUGGUCAUGAAGAAGGAGGAGAACGACAUCCCGAGCUGCGACCUGAGCGGAUUCAUCAGACCGAGUCCCGUCAUCGUCGCUUCUCCUCUGUCCACAUUCUUCAGAAGUUCACCUGAGGACGGACCCAUCAUCCCUGAAACACAGGUUUUACAAGAAAAAACCUCGAUCCCUGGCAGUGACCUGCAUCUGAUCUACCUGAGCUCCAGAGCUGCCGGGUAUAAACCAGUCCUCAAAGUCACCAUGACGCAGACAUCCAUACCAUUCAACCUGAUGAAGGUUCACCUGAUGGUGGCGGUAGUGGGUCGCCUUUUCCAGAAAUGGUUUCCUGCUCAGCCGAAUCUUUCCUACACCUUCAUCUGGGACAAAACCGACGCCUACGGCCAACGAGUGUACGGACUGUCUGAGGCAGUUGUGUCAGUGGGGUUUGAAUACGAGUCGUGUCUGGACCUCAUUCUGUGGGAGAAGAGGACGGCCAUCUUGCAGGGCUACGAGAUGGACGCGUCCAACAUGGGAGGGUGGACGCUGGACAAACAUCACAUCCUGGACCUGCAGAACGGUAUUCUGUACAAGGGCAACGGGGAGAACAUUUUCGUUUCCCAGCAGCCUCCUGUCAUCAGCAGCAUCAUGGGAAACGGCCGCCGCCGCAGCAUCUCCUGCCCCUCCUGUAACGGGCAGGCGGAGGGCAACAAGCUGUUGGCCCCGCUGGCUCUGGCGUGUGGAGCAGACGGCAGCAUCUUUGUGGGAGACUUCAACUACAUCCGCAGGAUCUUCCCAUCUGGGAACGUGACCAGUGUCAUGGAGCUGAGAAACAAAGAUUUCAGACAUAGCAACAAUCCUGCUCAUCGUUACUACCUUGCCACUGACCCCGUGACCGGACAGCUUUAUGUAUCCGACACAAAUUCACGCCGAAUCUACCGACCCAAGAUGCUCAGCGGUGCCAAAGACCUCAUCAGUAAUGGUGAAGUGGUGGCCGGUACAGGUGAACAGUGUCCUCCGUUUGAUGAAGCUCGAUGUGGAGAUGGAAGAAAAGCUACAGAGGCACAGCUGCUAGGACCGAAAGGGAUCGCAGUGGACAGAAACGGUCUGAUCUAUUUCGUGGACGGGACGAUGAUCAGGAAGGUGGAUCGUAACGGAAUCAUCUCCACCAUGCUCGGCAGCAACGACUUAACCUCUGCAAGACCACUGACGUGCGAUACCAGCAUGCACAUACGUCAGGUCCGUUUGGAGUGGCCCACAGACCUCGCCAUCAACCCCAUGGACAACUCCAUCUACGUUCUGGACAACAACGUAGUGCUGCAGAUCACUGAAAACAGACAGGUGCGUAUCGUGGCAGGGCGUCCCAUGCACUGUCAGGUCCCUGGUAUCGAGUACACGAUGGGGAAGAGAGCCGUGCAGACCAUGUUAGAGGGAGCUACAGCCAUCGCUCUGUCCUACAGCGGCGUCCUCUACAUCGCAGAGACGGACGAGAAGAAGCUGCAUCGCAUUCGACAGGUUUCUACUGAUGGAGAAAUAACACAUCUAGCUGGAGCGCCCUCUGAAUGUGACUGCAAGAAUGAUGCUAACUGUGACUGCUACCAAACCGGAGACGGCUACGCUAAAGACGCGCGGCUCAACUGUCCGUCCUCUCUGGUCGUGUCCCCUGACGGGACUCUGUACGUCGCAGAUCUUGGAAACAUCCGGAUACGAGCCAUACGACGCAACAUGCCGCCUACUGGCUCUCUGGCUUCUGGUCCCAGCUCGUAUGAAGUCGCCUCUCCAGCCUCUCAGGAGCUCUACGUGUUCGAUCUGAACGGGACUCAUCAGUUCACCAUGUCGCUGGUCACUGGAGACUACAAAUACAACUUCAGCUACAGCAACGAGGAGGACGUUACCGCGGUGACAGACAGCAGCGGGAACACCCUCCGCAUCCGUAGGGACACAAAUAGGAUGCCUGUGCGUGUGGUCGCCCCUGACAACCAGGUCAUAUGGCUGACCAUUGGGACAAACGGAGGUCUGAAGACUCUAACUGCUCAGGGUCAGGAGCUGGUCUUGUUUAGUUACCACGGCAACAGCGGCUUGCUGGCCACCAAGAGCAUCCAGAUCGGCUGGACCACGUUCUACGACUACGACAGCGAGGGCCGGCUGACUAACGUGACCUUCCCCACCGGCGUGGUCACCAAUCUCCACGGCGACAUGUCAUCAGGGGCCGUUGCCGUGGACAUCGAGACGUCAGGGAGGGAUGAGGACGUUUCCAUAACAACCAACCUGUCAUCAAUAGACUCGUUCUACACUCUAGUGCAGGACCAGCUGCGUAACAGCUACCAGGUGGGGAACGACCACUCGCUGAGGGUCAUCUACGCCAACGGGAUGGACUCGCACUACCAGACCGAGCCUCAUAUACUCGCAGGUGCUGCUAACCCGACUGUAGCCCGACGUAACAUGACGCUGCCGGGAGAGAACGGACAGAACCUGGUGGAGUGGAGGUUCAGGAAGGAGCAGACACGAGGAAAAGUCAUCGUGUUUGGGAGAAAGCUCAGAGUGAACGGCAGGAAUCUUCUCUCUGUGGAUUACGAUCGCUCGCUGCGAACAGAGAAAAUUUAUGACGACCACAGGAAGUUCCUGCUGAAGAUCAUCUAUGACACGCAGGGCCACCCGACACUCUGGGUCCCCAGCAGCAAACUGCUGUCAGUCAACCUCACCUACUCCAGUACGGGGCAGGUGACCGGACUGCAGAGGGGUCCGACCACAGAGCGCUGGGAGUACGACAGUCAGGGACGAAUCAUCUCCAGAGUGUUCGCUGAUGGAAAGACGUGGAGCUACACCUACCUGGAUAAGUCCAUGGUCCUGCUGCUGCACAGUCAGCAUCAGUACAUCUUCGACUACGACGCGGGCGACCGUCUGUCCGCUGUCACCAUGCCCAGCGUGGCUCGCCACACCAUGCAGACCAUCAGGUCCAUCGGAUACUACCGGAACAUCUACAACCCCCCAGAGAGCAAUGCCUCGGUCACUGUGGACUACUCCGAGGAAGGACAGCUCCUCAGAGUCGCCCAUCUUGGUACCGGCCGUGGUAUUCUCUACAAAUAUCGUAGACAGAACAAGUUGGCAGAGAUCCUUUACGACUCCACACGUGUCAGCUUCACGUACGAUGAGACAGCCGGCGUGCUGAAGACCGUCAACCUGCAGAGCGAAGGCUUCAUCUGCUCCAUCCGUUACCGGCAGAUCGGCCCGCUCGUCGACCGUCAGAUCUUCCGCUUCAGCGAGGACGGGAUGGUGAACGCACGCUUCGACUACACCUAUGACAACAGCUUCAGAGUCACCAGCAUGCAGGCCGUGAUCAACGAGACGCCGCUGCCAAUCGACCUGUACCAGUUUGAUGACAUAUCAGGGAAGGUGGAGCAGUUUGGGAAGUUUGGAGUCAUCUAUUACGACAUCAACCAGAUCAUCUCCACGGCGGUGAUGACCUACACCAAACACUUUGACCAGCAUGGCCGCAUCAAAGAGAUCCAGUACGAGAUCUUCAGGUCCCUGAUGUACUGGAUCACCAUUCAGUAUGACAACAUGGGCCGAGUCACCAAACGGGAGAUCAAGAUUGGACCGUUCGCCAACACCACCAAAUAUGGCUAUGAGUACGACGUGGAUGGACAGCUGCAGACGGUCUCCCUCAACGAGAAGAUGAUGUGGAGGUAUAACUACGAUCUGAAUGGAAACCUGCACCUGCUGAACCCUGGGAACAGCGGGCGGUUAACCCCUCUACGCUACGAUCUGCGGGACCGAAUCACUCGUCUUGGGGACGUACAGUACAGGCUGGAUGAAGACGGCUUCCUGAGACAGAGAGGAGCCGAGAUCUUUGAAUACAACUCCAAAGGUCUUCUUGUCCGUGUCUACAGUAAAGCGGCCAGCUGGACAAUCCAGUACCGUUACGACGGUUUGGGUCGGCGUGUGGCAUCUAGAAACAGUCUGGGACAACACCUGCAGUUCUUCUACGCUGACCUGAACUAUCCCACGAGAAUCACACACGUGUACAACCACUCCAGCUCCGAGAUCACCUCCUUCUACUAUGAUCUGCAGGGUCACGUAUUUGCGAUGGAGAUCAGCAGUGGAGAGGAGUUUUAUAUUGCAUGUGAUAACACGGGGACGCCGCUGGCUGUCUUCAGCAACAACGGGCUGCUGCUGAAACAGGUUCAAUACACUGCAUAUGGAGAGGUCUACUUUGAUUCAAACCCGGACUUUGUGCUGGUGAUUGGUUUCCAUGGCGGCCUGUACGAUCCUCUGACACGCCUGCUGCACUUUGGAGACCGAGACUACGACAUCCCCGCUGGGAGGUGGACCACUCCUGACAUCAGCACAUGGACGCAUGUUGGAAAAGACCCCCAGCCCUUCAACCUGUACAUGUUCAGAGGAAAUAACCCCAUCAGCAAGAUCCAUCAGGUCAAAGAAUACGUCACAGAUGUCAACAUUUGGUUGGUCACUUUUGGCUUCCAUCUCCACAACGCCAUCCCAGGAUUCCCCAUCCCCAAGUUUGACCUGACCCAGCCGUCACUGGAGAUGAAGAAGAGCCAGCUGUGGGACGAUCUGCCUUUGAUCUCAGGAGUCCAGCAGGAAGUGACUCGUCAGUCUCAGUCCUUCCUGUCCUUUGAGAGGAUGCCUGAAAUCCAGCUGAGCCGGCGUCACUCGGACCACACCAAACCGUGGCUGUGGUUCGCCACCGUCAAGUCCCUGAUCGGUAAGGGUGUGAUGCUGGCGGUGAUCCAGGGCCGCGUGGUGACCAACGCCCUCAACAUCGCCAACGAGGACUGCAUCAAAGUGGCCGCAGUCUUAAACAACGCCUUUUACCUCGAGGACCUCCAUUAUACGGUGGAGGGACGGGACACGCACUACUUCAUCAAGACCAGCCUGCCUGAGAAUGACCUGAGUGCGCUGCGGCUCACCUCAGGCAGGAAGUCGCUGGAGAACGGAGUGAACGUCACGGUGUCGCAGUCUACGACGGUGAUGAAUGGGAGAACGCGGCGCUUUGCUGACGUGGAGCUGCAGUAUGGCGCUCUGGCGCUCCACGUGCGCUAUGGGACGACGCUGGACGAAGAGAAAGCACGAAUCUUGGAGCACGCCAGGCAGAGGGCGCUGUCGAACGCCUGGUCCCGGGAGCAGCAGCGGGUCAGAGACGGAGAGGAGGGGGUCCGGCUGUGGACGGAGGGAGAGAAGAGGCAGCUGCUAAGCAGCGGGAAGGUUUUAGGUUACGACGGCUACUACGUCCUGUCCAUAGAGCAGUACCCCGAGCUCGCCGACAGCGCCAACAACAUGCAGUUCCUACGGCAGAGCGAGAUCGGGAGGAGGUAACACGGCAUCAGCAAACGUCGAAUAUCUCCCCCUGUGACUGUCAGAGACUAACAAAGGUUCAGUUUUAACACUAAAUGGAUGUCACAGACUAAACUGUGCAGAGACACGCCUCCUAAGAGAGCCCAAACAAGUUUUAUUCUUCAACACAACCGACCAGAAACUUUACGUAACUUAAUGUCCACAUGAGCCUGCUCGGAGGUUCAGUCUCUAAACCAAUGCCUUCUCUCUCUCUUUCUGUUUCUCUGUCUGUCUCUCUGGUGGCCGGGUCUAAACCCGAGUGCUAUAAUCGUGUGCUAACUAGCUGUGAAACAGUCAGAUGUAGAGAUUCGUCCACGUAGCCGACCGAGCAUUUCAGCAGCCUGCAAGCAUUUAGACAGUUCUGAACUGUCCAACAAGUCAAAAACCAGACGCCUGUGGAUCCUGACAGAUGUUGCAGGUAUCAUAUCUGUGUGGGUCCAGAUGUGAGCUGUCACUUUGGAUUAUAGACCUCUAUGAGUCUAAAGGAGCUUUAAUCAGUGGCUCUUUGUAUGGGACUGAAGUGGGACUGGUGUGGACUCUCUCUAAGAGAGACAGGCACUAAAAAAAAGGACUUCAAUUUGUAUGAAGGCAAAAAAAAAAGACUGAUUUUUUUGUUUUUGUUUUUUUAUAUAUGAACUUGCAUUUGCUUCAACAAAGGGGAUUUAAAAAAUGAACAAAAAAGUGUUUACAUACUAUUACCUAUACCACUAUUACUGCAUAUUACUCUAACGUCACCUCCACAGGAAUGGAUCAGGACUGGACUGAACAACACCACAAACUAUGAGUUGUGUUUUUCUUUCUUUCUUACUGAUGGUCUUUUUGGUCGUUUCUGAAACCUCUCCUCCGAAUCCCCCGUGCUCUAAUAAGGUCUAUAAAAUCAAACAGUUUCAAACUACAAUGGUUGUAUGUGGAUGGUUCUGCGUGGGUAUACGCUCUGUGGACUGGAGUGGGCUCAAACACUGGUCCGCAGUCCGCCCAGGACUCCUUCACUUCUGCAAAAUGUGACUCAUAUCGCAUAGACCUUGUGCUUUUAUCGGUCAGAGGUAGUAGUAUUGCUUGCAAUAGAAACAUGUUGUCAUGGCUUUGGGGUGGGGGUGGGGGGGUCAGGGUCGCUGUGAGUAGUAACUAAUCGUUGCUUCUCUCCUCGUUUUUUGCUUGUUUCUCCUUAAAGGGACAGUGCAUCGCCAUCAGUGACUUUAAUGAGUAACAGUGAUUGAUCAGAAAUCGAUGUGGAUGUUUUCUCAUUGAUUGUGGGUCCCUGUACUCUUCUAGAUGAGUUUUCUUUGUGUGUAUGUGUGUUUACAGGGCGGGACUCGAAUCAUUUCAGAGGAAAGAACAGGAUCUUUACAGAAAGUUAACAUCAUAUGCUACCAAUCUUUUUCCAGAGACAAAUGAGACGAGUUGACAAUGUUUCAUGGGUUUAUCUUUUAUUUUUAUUUUGAAGGUUGAGAAAUUCCACUUAUCCGUACAUCAAUAUUAGUCUCAGAGAAAGUAAUUUAUGUACAGUGUUUCUACGGUAAAGAAUAAAAAUCCUUGAAACUAU